This is a messenger RNA of Peniophora sp. CBMAI 1063, 1503 nucleotides long. The record is from the annotation of a GenBank genome assembly. Lineage: Eukaryota; Fungi; Basidiomycota; Agaricomycetes; Russulales; Peniophoraceae.
AUGCACCAUGCACGAACAAUUAACCGACCACUCGAGGUCAAGCCCAACCUGAUGGGGAAGGCUGUAGGCCCCGCCGAGUAUCCGUACCGCCUAAACUUCUAUACGCGCCCGCCGGUGCACGAAAUCACGAUUGAGGAGUUCGAGUCCUGCGCGAUCGACCGGCUACGCAUCUUGGGCGAAAUCGAGUCCUGCAACGCGCGCAAUCGUAGCCCAGAAGAACGAAAGACUGUCAUUCGCACGCAAUGUGCGAAAUAUCUGCCUAUGGAUCCGAACGACUCCCUAUUCCACGCGCAGGAGGAGCAGCGCAGGCGAGACCAUGUCGGGCAUUUCGUGCUACGGCUCGCAUUCUGUCGUUCAGAGGAACUCAGGAGGAGGUUCGUGAAGACGGAGUUGGAGCUCUUUCGUGUACGAUACGAGGAUGAGCUGGACAGCGAGAGGAAAGGCUUUCUGAGCCAACAUGAUUUUGGGACGAUUGAGGUGACAGAGUCUGAGAAGAAUCAAUACGCGCAGCAGCUCAAGGACGCAAGUCCGCGAAAUUACGCGUCGAUGUCGAAGAAGGUUCCUGCGAAGCAACUUAAGGACGAGACGUAUUAUAAGGUGAAGUGGACCCGUGUACCAGACCUUAUCGAGCAUCGCAAGGUCUUCGUGAAAGGCGGUUGGGCGUACGUGCCCGCCUCGGAGCAGUCCAGUCUCAUCUUCCACGAGUUUGAGUCUCGGCUUGAGAAGGAACUUGAGUCGACAUCAAAAGCCAUCAAGGGGAUCGAAGAGGACACCCGCCUUGUUCAAAUCCUGGAUCAUCUCUCAAAGGGCUUCAUGGCCGGUGGAAUUGCGCCUGAAUGGGGAACAGAGGGUACUGGUGAUGAAAUCAAGGCGGACAUGAUUGACGACCUUGCCCGGAAGCACUUCCCUGCAUGCAUGCGUAACUUGCAUGAGAACUUGAGGAAGGAUCGCCACUUGAAACACUUCGGCCGUCUGCAGUAUGGCUUAUUCUUGAAGGCGCUUGGACUGUCUAUCGAAGAGGCGUUAGUGUUCUGGCGCCGGUCGUUCAGCAAGUUCACCGACGAUCAGUUCAACAAGAACUACAAGUACAACAUCCGGCACUCAUAUGGCUUGGAGGGCGGUCGUAGGAACUACCCAGCCAAGAGCUGUCAACAAAUCCUCACGCAAGACCAACCGGGCACGCAAGAUAAUCACGGUUGUCCGUACCGCCACUUCUCCCCUGACAACCUAGAAUCAGCACUACUGUCGAUGUAUUCGGAGCAGGGUCUGGCGCGACACGAUAUCCCUGAGAUCUUGAAGAUGGUUAAGGAUGGCCAUUAUCACGUCGCAUGCACUCGUGUCUUCGAGAUCACGCACAACGCGCGUGGCGUUAAGAAAGGGGACGGCGUCAGCGGUGAAAGCGUGUCGCACCCGAAUCAGUACGCGCAGAAGAGCCGCGAGUUGGAGAAGGCGCAGGUUGAAGCUAUGGACGUCGAUGGCGGGGAUGUUGUGAUGUCUUCUUGA